This is a messenger RNA of Solanum dulcamara, 1050 nucleotides long. Its product is annotated as truncated transcription factor CAULIFLOWER A-like. The transcript is spliced from 7 exons. The coding region runs from base 249 to 938 and encodes 229 amino acids. NCBI's taxonomy places the organism in Eukaryota, Viridiplantae, Streptophyta, Magnoliopsida, Solanales, Solanaceae. Gene Ontology annotation, cellular component: nucleus. The record is from RefSeq and is a predicted model, not a curated record. Gene Ontology annotation, biological process: positive regulation of transcription by RNA polymerase II. Gene Ontology annotation, molecular function: protein dimerization activity; RNA polymerase II cis-regulatory region sequence-specific DNA binding; DNA-binding transcription factor activity, RNA polymerase II-specific.
UUUAAACCCACAUGUAAAAAUCACUCAUCCAACUAUUAAAAUAUGAACGGAUUAGGCGAAUUACCAAAAUAUGAGUUCAUUUUGUCGGCACUAUCACAACAAACCCACAUAAAUUGGAAAGGAGUGACAAAUAGUUUGUUUUUGUUCAUUUUUGUAAGAGAAAAGAAGUGGUACCUAGCUAGGGUUCCUUUGUGUGAGGUAAACAACAAAUGCAGGAUUUCCAUUUUUAGGUAAAUUAAAAAUAAAAGAUGGGAAGAGGGAAAGUGGAGUUGAGGCGCAUAGAGAAUAAGAUAAACAGACAAGUGAGUUUCUCAAAGAGGAAAGGUGGUUUGGUGAAGAAAGCUCAAGAAAUCUCUGUGCUUUGUGAUGCUGAGGUUGCUUUGAUUAUUUUCUCCCACAAUGCCAAGCUCUUUGAAUUCUCUUCUCCUUCUUGUAUGGAGGAGAUUAUUGAUCGAUAUGAAAGAUGCUCAUUUGCAGAGAGACGCUUUCUUGAAAGCAAUUCCGAUGCAUCGACCGAGAAGUAUUCAAAACUCAGGGAUAAGAUUGAUCUUCUGCAAAGGAAUCACAAGCAUUACAUGGGAGAAGAUUUGGAGUCAUUGAGCUUGAAGGACCUCCAGAACUUGGAACAACAACUUGAUACCUCUCUUAAACUAAUCCGGUCCAGAAAGAAUCAACUCAUGCACGAAUCUAUCUCUGAACUGCAUAAGAAGGUGAAGGAUAAGGAGAAGACAAUAAGAGAGCAGGCUGAAUGGCAAGACCAAAAUCAGCAAGUCCGUACUUCCACAUCAUUCUUCUUUCCACAACAAGUUCCAUUUCUAAACAUCGGAGGUAAUUAUUACCAAGGUGGAGUUGAAGUAGAGGCACAGAGGAGGAAUGAGCUUGAUCUAAAUCUUGAUUCAUUAAAUCCACCAACCCAUCUUGGAUGCUUUGCUUCAUAAGAAAAAAAUAUCUCUAUUUUCCUAACAACACUUUGUAAUUCUACUUUUCCAAGUCCAUGUGAACAUCUGGAUAUUGAAUUGUGUGUGAAAUUUUAAAAAAAUUAUUUAAUUA